Messenger RNA from Coniophora puteana RWD-64-598 SS2, 4280 nucleotides. RefSeq names its product nucleolar complex-associated protein 3. Gene Ontology annotation, molecular function: chromatin binding. Bases 33 to 2441 code for a protein of 802 amino acids. Gene Ontology annotation, biological process: DNA replication initiation. The transcript has 11 exons. NCBI's taxonomy places the organism in Eukaryota, Fungi, Basidiomycota, Agaricomycetes, Boletales, Coniophoraceae. The record is from RefSeq and is a predicted model, not a curated record. Gene Ontology annotation, cellular component: nucleolus.
ACAUUCUGCGUUCUCAGCUAACAAUCAUAGACAUGGGAAUUAAGCCGAAAAAGAGAUCUCUGCAAUCAACCAAUGUUUCGUCCAAAAAACGCAAAAUUGAAUCUAGUGGCAAGUCAUCAGGACAUCCCAAGAAGCAGAGCAAAGGAAAAGAACGUGCUUUUGAAAAACCGUUUAUCCCCAUACCCAACGCAAAUGACCCUGACUCUGACGACUCCAUACUUUCUAAUGAGGACGCUGCACUGCUAGAAGAGUUUGGUGAAAGUGCCCGUUUCCUAAAUGUUCUCGAUCAUAAAGGCAUAUCAAGGAGCAAAAAAGAGGAGGAGCGCAUUCGUCAGAUGAACAAGCCCAUCAGGAAGCCCGCGAACAUUGACGAUCUCCCUUCUAUCGACUCCCAUGAUGAGGAAUCCGAUUCUUGGAACUCAGAAGUGAGUGACAUGGAUGAUGUGCCAUUGUCGGACGAAGAUUUUGGUAGUGACGAGGUCGACUUCUCCGAUUCUGACGAUGAAAUGCCGUACGAGAAAGCUCCCCGUACUCAACGCUCAGCUAAGGAGCAACCACAUACGGCUCAUAUCAAGGGAUUGCCCGUCAAACUCGCAGACGGCAGAGUUCAAGACACAGGCAAACGUACCACCGCUGCCUCAAACAAUGAGGCCGAAGACAAGUCCGACUCGGCUCAUUCGGAGUCAGAGCCAGAAGUCUCCAACGCAGUGGAGGAUGUUGCCACAGGCGCACGAUUCGGCCGCCCAGCAGUUGUGGAUGUCCUUACGCAAAAGUCGAGGUCGGCGCGGAUACAAGCCGCCAAGGAGCAAAUAGCUGGCCUAUGUUCCGAUAUACUGGCGGAUCCAGAGAAUAGCUUGGGCCUUCUGCGACGUCUACAUACGUUUGCACUUUCUGAGGUAGUCUCGCCAAGCCGGUCCAAACCCGUACCGAACGAUUUCAUCAUCCGCAAACUUGCCAUUCUAUCGCAACUCGCCGUUUUCAAAGACCUCGUUCCAGGUUACCGUAUCCGCGCAUUGACAGACAAAGAAAAGGCGGAAAAGGUCAGCCAGAUGGUCGCCCGUACCCGUGAAUGGGAGCAGGGUCUGGUUACUGUGUAUCAAUCAUACCUCAAACUGCUAGAGACGGAACUCAAGGCCAAAAAUGACCUGUCUGAGGUUGCACUGCGAUGCAUGUGUACUCUGGCAGAGCAGGUCACCCAUUUCAACUUCAGAGUAAACUUGUUGAAAUCCAUUAUCUCGCAAUUAAGUAAGAAAUCGUGGAAUGCAUCCUCCGACCUCUGUUUGAAUACCCUUAUCAGCAUUUUUCGGGACGACCUCACUGGCACUCCUUCUCUCGAGAUAGUCCAACUGCUCAACCGGAUGAUUACAGAACGUGGGUAUAAUGUGCAUCCGGAAGUCUUGACCUGCCUUCUUCAUCUCCGCCUCAAGACUGAGUUGUCUGUGCGAGCGUCUGAUUCGAAGGUUGACAAGGCGGAGGGUGGAGAAACCCGAGCUAAGAAGCCAAAGCCCGGCAGUCGAGGUAAGAAGGCAGGUAUCGAGAACGGGUACCUCAGCAAGAAGGCAAAGAAGGCUCUGAGGGAAAAGAAGGAGAUCUCUCGCGAGCUUCGGGAAGCAGAGGCGGAAGUUGAUAGGGAAGAACGAGCAACCACACAAACAGAAACGCUCAAACUUCUGUUUGUGCUUUAUUUCCGUAUCCUGAAGAACCCGCGUCCUACACGGCUGCUACCAUCAGCACUGCGUGGCAUCGCGAAGUUUGCCCACUUGAUUAACGUUGACUUCUUCAGAGAUCUGUUGCAAGUUCUCCGAGGUCUCAUUGAGCGUGACAGCUCAGACGACGACGAAAGUGGGGCUCCAGGGACGGACCUCGUCAAUAGCAUCCAACACCGCCUCCUUUGCAUCAUGACUGCGUUUGAACUCCUGUCAGGCCAAGGCGAAGCGCUCAAUCUCGAUCUUUCGGAAUUUGUCAACCAUCUUUAUGCCAUCAUCCCAGCAGUGAGCUUGCUGCCGGACAUAGAUGUCGCGCCAUCAUCCUCUUUUGAAUCAACCUUUCAUGUGGCACGACCAAUGUCGAUUGCUGAUAUGUUGUUCCGAGCGCUUAACGUUGUAUUCUCUCCGAAGAUGAGCGGCAAAAGCGUGUUGGUCUGGCGCUCCGCGGCUUUUGCAAAGCGCCUCCUUACUGCAUCUCUAAACUGGCCACCCUCUGUUUCUCUCAAAACGCUCCAGUUUAUCGAGCAACUUCUAGGAAAAGAUCCACAAUUGGACGCGUUGCUGUCAACAGAAGAUCGACCUGCAGACGGGAUUUAUCGACCAGACAUUGAUGACCCACAGUUGUGCAAUCCUCUCAGCGCCACGUUUUGGGAACUUUUCUUACUUCAAAGCAAUCAUUAUGACACCCGUGUGUCUGAGGCGGCUUCUGCAUUGUUGCAUUAUAGUAGAGUGUAAUACCAUUUUACCAAUGAUGUACUAAAAAGACCCAAGUGAUAUCUACUUGUGGGGAGUAUUGUAAAGCAGUGAAUUAGAUGAUACAGAUAGCAAAAUGAUUGAAAACAUGACUAAAGUUCAAGACUACUUAAGAAGUCUUACUCGUUUAAACGGUCCAUAAGCCGUACGCAGGCGUAAUAGUGUUGCUACAGUAUAGACUCAAGCACUGUGGAACGAAGUAGAGUCAGGUCAUGAAAGGGCAUAAGAGGGGUAAUAAUAAGGGUCAUGUGGGGAUGAGUUCGAGCUGACUGUCGAUAAUGCGCAUGGCUGUAUUGACUGAGCUGAAUAAACGGCGCGAGGUAUGCAUGAUGCUGGUUGAGCCUGUGGGUAGUGGCCAGGGUGAGAGUCGUAGACGUAAGCGGUGCGAGAGGACACGUUUUCAGUGCGGUGAUUUUGCCAGCCGAUAAACUCCGCUGAAGGCAUGUUUUCGCACUGGCCUCUGUCCAAGUCAUACACAACUGUUGCUAUCUCUUCGCCAUCGACGGCAAUCUUCUGCAUGAUGAUUGUCGGCACAGAGGCUUCCAACCACCGGCAUCGGCUUAAGGAUGACUCCGGCAACUGUGCAGUGACCUGCUCGGUCAUCGACGCCUCGUUGACACUUUCCACUGCAGUCACUGAGCAACUUUCCAUCUCCCGAGAAACGCACUGAUUCCGCACGAACACCAUCGUUGAGCACCUUGCCGAGGAGGAGUGCAUAGCAGCAUAGCUUACAGACCCCUGGAACCCGUGCAGUGUCGGAGAGUACAGGGUAUCAAGUGCCGGUAAGUGCAGCUUCACUCUCAUCACGACAGCGGACCCAAAGCCGGCGUUUAACGGGACGACAAAGGGUUGCAUGCCUUCGGCUGCUAGCACAAGCCGAAGAAAGGCACUCCCGGGGUACUGCAUCGGAGGACUGUCGUUCCCGACAAAGGGGAGCGCAGAGCCAAACGGAUCGGGAGAGUCUGACAACGGCGAUUCUGCUUUGACACGCGGCGAUACAUCCGAAUGAAGGCCGGAGCUUGUGGUGGAGCCAUAGCUCUCACCAAAGCCGGUCUGGAUAGGGUACAGUGAAUCCGCUGAGGGAAAGUUUUCUGACGGCUGAAAAUUGGCAGAAAAAUUUCCAAGAGUCGCCGAUAUCGGGGACAGUCGCCGAGUAUUGUGUGUGGCAGUCAUAUCUGAGGUAGGCGCAGAGUGCAUGCGACGGUCGUUGCUGAAGAGCGACCUGGAGUCUGAAUGCGUCAACGGAUCGGAAUGUGGAGUGGAUCCCGAAAAUGCUUGGGCUGUCGCAGGCGACCGGAGAGGCGCAACGCCUGGUAUCGGUAACACCGCAUGCGUUGGACUUCCGUCCAUGGAAAUAAGGGUAUUGGUGUCCGGUUGAUCUUCAGGCUUGGGAGUGGGAUAUUGGAGACCUGCUUCAAGGAAAAGCUCUUCGCCGCCUGCUACUAAAUGAAAUUCUGGUUCGCCCUUCCACAUGUUGCGAAGGACCUGUAUGUGGCUGGCAACCUGUUUCUUAGAACGAUCCACACCAUUGCGGCGGAGAUAAUCUACUAGAAAUUGAUUGCGCCAACGGCUGCGACCCCUGGAAUAAGUAGCCCAAGGGGAGUCCCAAUAUUGGCGAAGACCUUCAACAAAUACUUUCUCAACUUCCUCAGGCCAUACCUCGCUCGAGCCAUCCUUGAGGAGUUUACGAUGCUUUCUCUGAGGAGUGAGGCUCUUUGUGGAGGAGCUUUCUGGGUCUGGGAUGACCUUGUUGGACCUCAUCGUGACGAAAGUGAGGUGUAGAGGUAAGCAGGAGAGCCCUAGCGGGGACGGGAGGUCGUU